CCUUCUAGGCACCAAUUACUUCUGUUCCAAUGGCCAAAGGUCUUCGCUUCAUGUUCUGUGUGGUGACAACCGUGGUGCUCCUAAGAGAAUCCAGCCAUGCAGGAGCUAGCAAGAAUGAUGAUGCUCUGAGUAAGGGCCCUGACACAGAAAGGCCAGAAGAGGAUCUUCCAACCUUGACUGUCACCACAAUCCUGGAAGAUCCAUAUGUCAUGGUGAGAAGCACAGAACUGGAGGGAUACUGCAUCGAUCUGCUGAAAGCACUUGCUGCAAUGCUUCACUUCAGCUACAAGGUGAAGGUGGUGAGCGAUGGGCAGUAUGGAGCCAUUUCUUCCAAAGGCAACUGGACAGGGAUGAUUGGCGAGAUCAUAAGACAGGAAGCAGACAUCGCAGUGGCUCCCUUGACGGUCACAUCAGCAAGGGAAGAAGUGGUCUCCUUCACCACCCCGUUCCUGCAGACAGGGAUCGGAAUCCUGCUUCGCAAGGAUAGCGUCUCGCAGGAGAGGCCUCUCUUCCACUUCCUGGCUCCCUUCAGUAAAGAAACAUGGACCGGCCUGUUAUUUGCUUAUGUGCUCACGUGCCUCUGCCUCUGUCUUGUUGCCAGUUACAAAGAUACAGCAGCACUAAAGGAGGUGCUGGUGUACAUCUUGCAUAGAGGAAUCCUCCGGGCAAGGCCAGAAGUAGAGCUCCAAAUGCUUAGGUCGUGUGUCACCCCUCGUCCCAAAGCGCUCUCCGUGCGGGUCAUUGCUGCCAUCUGGUGGCUCUUCACCCUCGCCCUGGUGGCUGCCUACAUCGCCAACUUCACGGCGCUGCUGAGCGCGGGCAGUGAGCAGCUCCCCAUCCAGACCUUCGAGGACCUGGUGAAGCAAAGGGAGCUCGAGUUCGGGACACUGGACGGCUCCUCCACCUACCACUUCUUCAAGAACUCCAAGAAUCCUGUUCAUCAGCUGAUCUACGAAUACAUGGAGAAGAGAAGAGACUACGUCCUAGUGAAGACUUACCAGGAGGCCAUCCAGCGGGUGCUGGACUCCAACUACGCCUUCAUUGGGGAAUCGGUGUCACAGGAGCUGGCUGCUGCCAGGCACUGCAACCUCAUCAGGGCCCCGGAGGUCAUCACAGCCAGAGGAUUUGGGAUAGCAACCCCCAGGGGUUCUCCCUGGACCAAGUCCCUCUCUAUCUCGAUCCUCACCCUCAGGGAAUCGGGGCAGCUGGAGCAGCUCCGCACCAAGUGGUGGGAGAGCCGCUGCCGCCACCAGACCCGGGAGCGCUGGGCCCCGCUGCCCCCGCACGCGCUGGCCGGGCUGUUCCUCACCCUGGGCAUCGGUCUGUCUGUGGGUGUCCUGUUGGCACUGCUGGAGCUGUCCCGGCAGAGCCGGCGCAGUGCUGGACAUGGACAUGGACAGAAAUCCUGUUGCUCCAUUUUCUUAGAAGAAAUCUGCACUCGCUUGCAGAUAAAGGAAAACACAAGACCGAGCCAGGAGCCUUCAGCCAAGACCAGUGCUUAA
This is a messenger RNA of Tinamus guttatus (white-throated tinamou), 1502 nucleotides long. The record is from RefSeq and is a predicted model, not a curated record. Lineage: Eukaryota; Metazoa; Chordata; Aves; Tinamiformes; Tinamidae.